Molecule: messenger RNA, 2441 nt
Organism: Poecilia latipinna (sailfin molly)
Lineage: Eukaryota; Metazoa; Chordata; Actinopteri; Cyprinodontiformes; Poeciliidae
Gene: mrps16
Product: mitochondrial ribosomal protein S16
Exons: 4
Coding region: 188-604 (138 amino acids)
Biological process (GO): mitochondrial translation
Cellular component (GO): ribosome; mitochondrial small ribosomal subunit
Molecular function (GO): structural constituent of ribosome
Source: RefSeq, a predicted model, not a curated record
UCAAGAAUAGGGAACAACGACGCUGCUGCGUAACAUCCGGUUAAACAUGGCUGCGCCCUGACAAAUGUCACACUCUCUUGUUAGGCAGAAAACAUUUCGGUAAUAUUUGCAGGUCGAUGAACAGUAGAGCGAAACAUCGAAAGGAAAAGACAGUGACUAUCAUCUCGUGUCUGCAGGGUGUUUCAUCAUGGUGCAUUUAUCGUCCCACCUUUUGAAGAGAUACCACAACGGCUACGUCGUCAUCCGGCUCGCCCUCGCAGGCCACAAACAAGCCAACCGACCCUUCUAUCGCAUCGUGGCGGCUCACAACAAGAGGUCAAGAGAUGGUAAAUACAUCGAGCAGCUGGGCAGCUUCGACCCGCUCCCUAACAUCUACAACGAGAAGCUUGUUGGUUUCAACUUCGACCGGAUCAAGUACUGGAUCGGCUGCGGUGCGCACCUGACCAAACCGGUGGCCAAACUUCUAGGGUUGUCUGGAUUUUUCCCCCUCCAUCCCAUGACGGUAACGGAGGCAGAGCGUCGUAGAGCUCAGGCCAAGCUGGCAGAAACUGCUGCAGGGACAGAGGACCCUCAGCAGGAGGAGCAGAAACAGGCUGACGUGUGAUCGGAUCAAAGGGAAGCUGCUGUUACUUUGAAAGAAAACUUAGAAAUACACGUUUUCUCUUUCUUGGUGGACUGCUCAAAGCAACUGAUCUAACGUCUUGAAGAACAAACUUCUUCAAAAGUGUCAACCAAUCAAAAUGCUGGAAAAAAAAAAUCAACAGUUGAUUGUGGAUUGACAAAGGCUGUAUCUUUUGGUUCUUUUUUUUUUUACUAUUAAAAAAAUGUGUGAUAACUGCAAGGCUAUGCAUGUUUUUACUAAAAACUUUUUCCCCCUUUUGAAAUUCACUCAAAACCCCUUUGUCUCAUACUAUGUCUUUUUGGUUUAUACAUUGGAGCCAUGUCAAAGUUUGUGUUUGUAGAUGGAGUUUAUGGCAAACACACAAGUCAUUUUAAGAAUCACUGAAUCUUUUUAAGAAUAAAAACUCCACCCUUCACUAUUUUUCUGAGAGUUGAGACAACACUAAACUAGAUUGCGAUCACUGACAGAAGUGGCUGCUGAAGUCAGUUUACAGUCACAGUAAAAUGUUGAUUCACCUGCUAUGAACUUUAAAUGUUUACAUAAAAGGUUUAACUUAAAUUGCUUCUGGCAAAGACUAAAUAUACGGGUAGAAGGUACAUUCUGCCGCCUCCUGAGCAGAAACCUAAUUCAUUAUAAUGUAUUUAUUUAAAAAUUAAGAACAAAGCCAAAACUUGGAAACAUUUUUAAAAAAAAUUAACUCUACAUGCAUUCAUAGCUUGUAGAGCUAAUUCAAAUAAGACCAUUUUAACUGAGUGUUUCCUAUUUUAGUUCUUUGGUAUUCUCUGAAUAAAGUAAUGUCUCGUCAUUGCAAUGCUGAAGAUUUUAGCUUAUGAAGUAGAGUGAAGAAGUAGGGCCUCCAGAUAGUUAUCUAUAUGUAUAUGAGCAGGGAUAAGACAUUAAACAAUGUUGCAUUAAAAAAUCUUAUCUAAAUAACCACUAGAGAAAAGCAAAAUCAGUUCCUGGUUAAACAAAGAAACAUCUGGAGUUUAACAGUACAGUAAGACUUAAAUGCCAUCAGUGAGGUUGUGUUUGUGUUUUGCUUUUGGUGAGCCUUGCUUUCAUCCUUUGCAUUCAUAAGAAGAAGUUAUAGUUGUGAGAAAUGGUAGUGAUUGAAAGCUAAAAUUAGGAAUGAAAACAGGUUUAGAGAAGUUGUGGACAUUCAGUAAUUUGAGUCUUACAUUCUUCAAUGGUGGCAAAAUGUGCUUUGGUUUAUAAUUCAUAAAUUUAUGAGGAGUUUUUUAAAGGUUGCCUUUAGUUAAACUUUAUAAACCCUCCUUGAAACUAACUGUUCAACCAACUAAAAUUAACCCAACGCUUUACCAGGAACCAGUUCGUCAUAAGAGAAGAAGCUGCUGAUAAACUGGCAUAACUGGGAGUUAAUGGCCGACUGCCAGGUUUAGGAAUCUCAGUACAUUCAUAAUUUCAUGACUUACUUUAGCACAUGUGUGACAAAAGUCCCUUUGAGUCUCCAUAAUUAAGUUAUAGCUUUAAUAGUGUUGAAUAAUAGUCAUUGUUAAACAUUAUUACAGUCAAUAAUGACACAGCUUAGAGAGAGAGCGAGACUUCCUGUUGUGACAUUUUAGCAAUGAUUUUCUAAAAAGCAAAGAGAGGCGUGGAUGACUUUACCAAAACCUCUUCAGACGUCAGUCAAAGACCAUCUUCACCUUGUCACAGCUCCUUUCUUUUUGUUGCUAUUGAUAUAAUUUAUUACACUGACUGAGAUCAUUAUGUUCAAUAACCUAUUUAUGGAGCAGACGCUGAAUUAAAUAACUGUAAUAUGUUGAGUAAAAUGUUAUUUCAAUAAAAGUCAUGAAAACUU